Molecule: messenger RNA, 1769 nt
Organism: Lagenorhynchus albirostris (white-beaked dolphin)
Lineage: Eukaryota; Metazoa; Chordata; Mammalia; Artiodactyla; Delphinidae
Product: transportin-1-like
Biological process (GO): protein import into nucleus
Cellular component (GO): cytoplasm; nucleus
Molecular function (GO): small GTPase binding; nuclear import signal receptor activity
Source: RefSeq, a predicted model, not a curated record
AUGGAGUAUGAGUGGAAACCUGACGAGCAAGGGCUUCAGCAGAUCCUGCAGCUGCUAGAGUCCCAGUCCCCCGACACCACCAUCCAGAAAACCGUUCUGAAACUGGAACAACUCAAUCAAUAUCCAGACUUUAACAACUACCUGAUUUUUGUUCUUACAAAAUUAAAAUCUGAAGAUGAACCCACAAGAUCAUUGAGUGGUCUCAUAUUGAAGAAUAACGUGAAAGCACACUUUCAGUAUUUCCCAAAUGGUGUAACAGACUUUAUUAAGAGUGAAUGUUUAAACAAUAUUGGUGACUCCUCUCCUCUGAUUAGAGCUACUGUAGGCAUUUUGAUUACAACUAUAGCCUCCAAGGGAGAACUGCAGAAUUGGCCUGACCUCCUACCAAAACUCUGUAGCCUGUUGGAUUAUGAAGAUUACAACACUUGUGAGGGAGCAUUUGGUGCCCUUCAGAAGAUUUGUGAAGAUUCUGCUGAGAUUUUAGAUAGUGAUGUUUUAGAUCUUCCUCUCAACAUCAUGAUUCCUAAAUUUUUACAGUUCUUCAAGCACAGUAGUCCAAAAAUAAGGCCUCAUGUUGUUGCAUGUGUCAAUCAGUUUAUCAUCAGUGGAACUCAAGCUGUGAUGUUGCACUUUGAUUCCUUUAUUGAGAAUCUCUUUGCAUUGGCUGGUGAUGGAGAACCAGAGGUACAGAAAAAUGUGUGCCAGGCACUUGUGAUGUUGCUUGAAGUUCGAAUGGAUCGCCUGCCUCCUCACAUGCAUAAUAUAGUUGAGUACAUGCUACAGAGGCCCCAAGAUCAAGGUGAAAAUGUGGCUUUAGAAGCCUGCGAAUUUUGGCUUACUUUGGCUGAGCAACCAAUAUGCAAAGAUGUACUCAUAAGGCAUCUUCCUAAGUUGAUUCCUGUGUUAGUGAAGGGCAUGAAGUACUCAGAUAUAGAUAUUAUCCUACUUGAGGGUGAUGUUGAAGAAGAUGAAACAAUUCCUGAUAGUGAACAGGAUACAAGGCCACGUUUUCAUCCAUCAAGGACAGUGGCUCAGCAGCAUGACAAAGAUGGAAUUGAAGAGGAAGGUGAUGAUGACGAUGAAAUUGAUGAUGAUGAUACAAUUUCUGACUGGAAUCUAAGAAAAUGUUCUGCGGUUGCCCUAGAUGUUCUUGCAAAUGUGUAUCGUGAUGAGCUUUUGCCACGUAUUUUGCCCCUUUUGAAAGAAUUACUUUUUCAUCAUGAACGGGUUGUUAAAGAAUCAGGCAUCUUGGUUUUAGGAGCAAUUGCUGAAGGUUGCAUGCUGGGCAUGAUUCCCUACCGACCUGAGCUCAUUCCUCACCUUAUUCAGUGCCUCUCUGAUAAAAAGUCUCUUGUGCGUUUCAUAACGUGCUGGACUCUUAGCCGCUAUGCACACGGGGUAGUCAGCCAGCCCUCAGACACAUACCUGAAGCCAUUAAUGACAGAACUGCUAAAACGUAUCCUGGAUAGUAACAAGAGAGUACAAGAAGCUGCCUGCAGUGCCUUUGCUACCCUGGAAGAGGAGGCUUGUACAAACUUGUUCCUCACCUUGCUUAUAUACUUGAUACCUUGGUCUUUGCAUUUAGUAAAUACCAGCAUAAAAACCUGCUCAUUCUUUAUGAUGCCAUAGGAACGUUAGCAGAUUCAGUAGGACAUCACUUAAACAAACCUGAAUAUAUUCAGAUGCUAAUGCCUCCACUGAUCCAGAAAUGGAACAUGUUAAAGGAUGAAGAUAAAGAUCUCUUCCUUUUACUUGAGUGCCUAUCUUCA